Messenger RNA from Nicotiana tabacum (common tobacco), 836 nucleotides. Its product is annotated as two-component response regulator ARR15-like. Gene Ontology annotation, biological process: phosphorelay signal transduction system; cytokinin-activated signaling pathway. NCBI's taxonomy places the organism in Eukaryota, Viridiplantae, Streptophyta, Magnoliopsida, Solanales, Solanaceae. The record is from RefSeq and is a predicted model, not a curated record.
UCAACUAGUACUAUAUAUUUACUCCUUCCACCAAUUCUGUACUGUACGUCCGAUUCUAUAAACAAAAUAUAACAGACCCAUUUUUGUAGUGGAAAAUAUGGCUGGUGACUAUUCCUUAAGUGGUGCACAGGAAUUGCAUGUUUUAGCCGUUGAUGAUAGUCAUGUCGAUAGGAAAGUUAUUGAGCGAUUGCUGAAAAUCUCUUGCUGUAAAGUGACAGCAGUUGAGAGUGGAAGAAUGGCUUUGCAAUAUUUGGGUUUUGAUGGAGAGAAGAGUUCUCUAGGAAUUGAUGAAUUGAAGGUGAAUCUGAUAAUGACUGAUUAUUCUAUGCCUGGAAUGACAGGAUAUGAACUUCUCAAGAAGAUCAAGGGAUCUUCGACGUUGAGCAAAAUUCCUGUUGUGAUUAUGUCAUCAGAAAAGAUUUUAGCUCGUAUUGAUAGAUGUUUGGAGGAAGGGGCCAAAGAGUUUCUCCAGAAGCCUGUCAAGCUUUCGGAUGUUAAACGACUGAAAGAUUUCAUUUUGAGAGGGGAGAAUGAUAACAAGGAAACAGAGGAAAUGAAACAAGUUAGUUGUCCCAGAAAGAGAAAACUUCAAGACUGUUCAUCAUCACCAAAAUGUUCAUCAACUCCAUUAUUGAAACAUUCUCUGUUGAAGCACCCGAAGAUUGCCUAAGCCUAACAUGAUUCAUAUGAUUCCUACUUUUUAUUUCUGAUUUUACUAGGACAGUCGGUCUUGACACACUCGAUCUGUAUAAGGUCAUUUUUGUUUGUAUUACAACAAACACAAUUUUGUACAUCCUUUAGCUUAUUACUACUAUCUCACUAAUUAGUGCAUUUAA